Messenger RNA from Phytophthora nicotianae INRA-310, 1258 nucleotides. RefSeq lists its product as hypothetical. Gene Ontology annotation, biological process: N-terminal peptidyl-glutamic acid acetylation. NCBI's taxonomy places the organism in Eukaryota, Oomycota, Peronosporomycetes, Peronosporales, Peronosporaceae. The record is from RefSeq and is a predicted model, not a curated record. The coding region runs from base 362 to 847 and encodes 161 amino acids. Gene Ontology annotation, cellular component: NatA complex. Gene Ontology annotation, molecular function: protein-N-terminal-glutamate acetyltransferase activity; protein N-terminal-serine acetyltransferase activity. The transcript is spliced from 4 exons.
GCAAGCGGGGAGGCUGGCGAGAAAUCGCACUUAGCGGGAAUUCCGCACUGAAAAUGCACACCCUCAGCCAUCCACAAUCCAAAGCUCGAUCUGAUUGACCAAGAAUCGCUAGGGGCAACAUGGUGUCGAUCCGGAACGCUACCGUACGUGUGCUGUGCUAUGUGUUGGGAGAUGUAGACAGCAGUGGUGCACCUAGCACAUGUUGGUCUAUGGAUCUCCAACUUGACGUGCUGUAGCUCACCCUGUGGGCUGCUCAAUCGAUGCCUUAACUGAUCCUGUGUCUACCUGGCUUUUACUGUAGGCGGAUGACCUGCUGCAGGUGCAGAACUCCAACCUCUGGUGCCUGCCGGAAAACUACCAGAUGAAGUACUACUACUACCACAUCAUGACGUGGCCUCAGCUUCUCUACGUUGCCGAGGAACGCGGCGGCAAAAUCGUCGGCUACGUACUGGCCAAGAUGGAGGAGGAGGCAUCCGUGCCUCAUGGCCACAUCACGUCUCUAGCGGUACUUCGCACGCAUCGCAAGUGCGGUCUCGCCACCAAGCUCAUGCUGGCUGCCCAGCGUGCCAUGGUGGAGAGCUUUGGAGCCGAAUAUGUGUCACUCCACGUUCGUGAGGGCAAUGUGGCGGCCAUCCACUUGUACCGCAAGACGCUCAAGUACCAGGUGUACGACAUUGAGAAGGGUUACUAUGCCGACGGAGAGGAUGCCUAUGACAUGCGCAUGCCCUUCACGGAGAAGUGUAACCAGGCCUUUUCCUCGCAAGUGAACCGCUUCAAGAAAGUGUUAGCUGAGAAAGACGCGGAGAAGGCAGCCAAGGCCGCUAAGGAGAAGGAGGCUUCUGCUUAAUCGCUCUACGUUAGCGUCGGAAGAAGGGUUGCGCUUAGAAGGUCGUGAAUGAACUGUUAGACGCAAUAGUAGUGCUGAGGGAGUGAACGCGGCAAGGGUGAUCGAUGGCUAACGUAGAUAUUUAGCAGGUGACCGGUUCAGCCAUCUACUGACCCUAGUUACGAGAUUUUACCAUGUCAACCCAGCACAAUCCUGUGGUAGUAUUUGCGGCUUUGCAGGUUUCCUGCGAGUUUGGGCUUCGCAACAACGUUCUUCAACUGUGCUGUGAUGUCUCUUCAGUUAAUCUGCGCUCAGGGUCUUGCUCGGCCGCCCCAGUUACUGUUGGUAGCUCAUUGGUACCUUCAGCGGAGCCUAUAGGUAUUUCUGCACCUCCUGCAAUCGCGGAGCCAGCGGGGUUAUCUGUGUCCCUAC